AUGGAGUAUGCAGCGCCAAUAUGGAACCCACAUUUGGUAAAGAAUGUUAAGCUGGAAAAAUUGCAAAGGCUUACAACUAAACUAAUACCGGAGCUGAGGGGUAUUAGUUAUGAGAAGCUUAGAGGAGCUAAACCUGACGAUACUAGAGGACAGAGGGACCAGAUUGAGUGUUGCUCUGAGACAGGUGAUGUGGAGGCCACACAAGAGAGUGUGAAGGCAACAGUAAAAGAAUGGUCAGCCUUGUCAUCAGGUUACCAUAGUAGUGUGGGCUCAUCAGAGGCCAGCUUAGGAACCUUAGAGUCGUCUCAGGUUGUUGAUGCAAGAAGUAGUGGUGAAGAUGAUGACAGUGAUUGGGGUGAGGAUGAAUGGCCGGUGGAGCGUGCUCUGCCUUUGCCAAAAUGGGGUUGUGAGCGUCCAGAGCUGAACCUGCUCACCCUGGACCAGUAUGAGGACUUCCUUAUUCAUGUGACCCAACAUCUCCAAUAUAUCCUCUCUUCCCACUGCUAUGACACUGUCUCAAACUUUAUUAUGUUCAGUGAGGAGUACGUGUCCUCACGGAGCGAGUAUCCAGCGCUUGAAGAAUUCUACCGUGACUAUGACCCACCACUGCUGCCCGGCCGUCAUACUUGUGUUGGUCUGUCCUGCCUCCUCGACACUAGACUUUCUGCCCUUGAACUUCAGUACCCUGGCUUAAAGGAUUCCGUAUAUAAGGUGUCUUGUGAAGAAGAGGUGGACAACGUCGAGUGGUACUGCACAGGGGAUGCUCCACCUGUCACCUGUGAAAAAGAACAUGUACUGUUGUGUAUCAGAAUCCGUGUGUGUGGUCGUGCAGGUGUUGUGCUUCUCGACCCUGGCUACCACAUUGGUGAGCCAGUCACUGUUAUGGAAGAUGGUCUGGCUCCCCAGUCUGGAGCUAUAAGGGCUAGCACAGCAAGGGCUCAAGUGAUGAGGUUUUACCGUUACUGGUUCUGGCCUGAUAAUCCAUCAUUUGUGGCUUGGGAAGUAACUGAAGAACGGGAGAGAAAACCAGCUCACCAACACAUAAGCCUUAUCCAUGUGGCUCGUCCGUUUCUCUCAGGUAUAGAUGUAGCAGAGCGUCGUAAUCUUGCAUACCCCUUUAAGACAUUAGUGGCUCGAGAACCAACAGGACGCCUUAGAUGUGGCCUGUAUUUUCCUCUUCGUGACUGUCAUCGAAGUUACGUAACACUCUUCCACCUAGUGGCUGGCCUUCCUCAUCAUGUUAAAGUACCUCUCGAUUACUUCCUGGAAGAAUCAUCUCGAGAGGAUUAUAUAGAUGCAGCCAUAGAAGCAGUGGCUGCAGGGACAGGCAGAACCAUGGAGGACCUUUGUUUUACCUUGACUGCUGUGGCCCGCCUUCUUUCCGAUCAAAACCUCUUGCUGCAGCUAGCACAACUGAAUGAAGCUAUUGACAGCAUCAGUAAAAACAACUAACAACUGCAUUAAAAAGUUACAAGAAUGUAUAUAGUGCACACAUAUUUUUCAUUUUAACAUUGGUUAUUUAUCACCAUGGCAGGGAGCUCGAAGGAGUCGCAUUUACCAUCACUCGCUUCGUGUUUUUUUUUUUUCCAGAAGUGCACAGACAUCAUGAUUUAAUGACCCACUAAACUGCAACACUAAUUUUCUAGAAACAACAUGGAUACUGUUCUCAAAAAGGAGCUAAAUUUUUCAGAGGAUCUCCCCAGACAAGUUUGUUAUUUGUGGUGAAACCUUAGUUUUCUUCACUACUAGAGGUUAUUUAUUAUGUGGGUCAAUAUGCACUUAAUGGGUUUGGAUUUGAGAAGAACUUGCCUAGUACGGGCCAGUAGGUCUGCUACAGGGUUCCUUAUUUCUUAUGAUCUCAUAAGCGUUCUUGGAUCAUUCAUCAUGAAUAUAAAAAUGGCAUUAUUGUUACUUUUAUAUUCAUUGGGAACUACUGAACCCUAUAGGGGUCAAAGGUAAUUAGGUUUUAAGAAAGCGCAGGGUAGUUCAAAUUCGUCUAAUCAAAGCACUUGACCAGCAUCAAGGCAUUCACUUCCCCUUGUAAAGAAGUGGUAGCUUUGGCCACCUUUGUUCUUCGUCUUCUGUCUUCACUACUACCUCCGGUGAAAGACAGCAGCCAGUUUUAAGUGGGCCACUUUUGUAUACUGAACAUUGUGCUCGCUUAUUUAUUCAUGCAUAUUUACAAAUCUUUUGUAGCACUGUGGCACCUUAAUGCGCACUGAUGCAGGGAGAGGGAAGGACUCUGUCUAUGCCAGGAGUUGUGGGAUAUCCUUAAACCCCACCUAGUGCAGAUUUGGCUUGGUUAUUUCAGAUAUGAGUACAUUGUAUAUGCUCAUGGCCUCGGUUUAUUUUGGUAUGCAUACACUGGGGGGAAGGAUCCUGGUUGAUCGUGAGCGUUUUUUUGUAGAGUCGACAUCAGGAAACUUCAGUUCUGGGAGGUUGUUGAUCUUAAAAAUAGAGCAAUAACCUGGGUUGGAGGUCUAUUUCAGGUGGGUAAAACGAGAGGUGAGGAUUUUCUUAGUAACUGUUCUGAAGGAUGGAGGUUGGGUCAAUGGUUAGAAGUAGGGAAGGUGAACUUCUCGGUUACUUGAAGUAUUUUAUGAGUGUUGGCAUGGAGACAUAAUUACAGCGUACGUUGUUCCGUUGGGGGUCUUUUGUCUUACGCAAAGUGUAUCUAGUAGUAAGGGUGGAAUGAUCGCUUUUGCAGUUUAACCUCUUGGGUCAUUUAGUACACGUGUGACCGUUAGCACUGCAGGGAGUAUUAUUAUUAUAUUCCCUGAUGAAUAAUAAACUCAUAGGGAUCACAUAGAGCCUGUGGAACAAGAUUCAGUCAAAUUUGACACCAUUAUAGGUGUAUGUUUUUUGACAUAGACGACAUACAAUUACGCAGGGCUCAACAUGGCCGACACGGCAGGUUGUGUAGCGGGCUAGCUGCGGGAUUUUCAAGGAUAGCUCCUGGUCAAAGAGGCUGACCAGGUCCCUACUUAACAGAACUCAGUGUGAAUGCUUUGAGAAGAUACCAGAGCAGCGAACGGACAUCCCAGUGCAUCGUUUCAGCGUAAAUAGUUGAAGUGUUGUGCAAUUUCAGAGGAUUUGGUGUUGUCGAGUCAGGACCAGUCAGCGCCUCCCCCCCCCUCUCCGCCGGGGGGGAGGGGGAGGGCGUGUGUAGUAAACAGUGACCCUCUCAUAACGCCUCACCCCUGCGCGUCUCCCCUGCCUCACCCACCCAACUCCCAGCGCCACCCCAUCUGUAGAGGGUACUUCUCCCCUAACCCACGAUGUCAGCGAUGGCACUGCAGGGAGUGCCGGGCUCACAGGAACUUCCACUACAGGGACAGCAUCGUGGAGUUCGACCGCGAGGCAGCUGUCAGGUGUGCCACAGGCAGUGUGUACUCAGUUCCUCAAGCUUCAACAUCCGUGCACACGAGGGCCUGGGAUCUUCAAUCAACUUGGCGUCCACCAGGACGCUGACAUGUCCCUAGGGGAGCUCUCCAUCGGGCUGCUAACGGAGUCACUGGCUUCUUGGACCUCUUGGGGAGGGUCGAUGGUGCUCGUGCAAGCAGCAGAUCCCAGGGCAACUUGCUGCUGUUUGCAAUGGCUGUCUGCCGAGGAGAGACAGGCACCUAGCAACAUCUGUUGUUGGGGCAAUGGAUGAAUUCCCUGCUAUGUUUGUUAACUGCUCAUUACUCUGUAAUUUGUCUAUGAUUGUAAUCAUGUGAUAACGUGUUUAUCAUUCAUUACCUUUGAAACUUGUCAUGAUUUUGACCAGCUCUACCUGGAGCUCAUUACCUUUGUAAAUUCUCAUGAUUAAUGUGUUUAUGAUUCAUUACCUUUGCAAUUAUUCAUGAGUGUGACCAGCUCUACCUGGAGCUCAUUACCUUUGUAACUUGGUCAUGAUUAUGACCAGAUCUAGUUCAUUACCAUUGCAACUUGCUCAGGUAUCAAAACUUUGGAGUCCAGUCCCUGGACCAAUUAUGUACCUCUGUAAUCUUUUGACUACCGCCCACAAGAUGGGUAUGGGGUGCAUAAUAAACAUAUUAAACUAAACUAAACUAAAGACAUACAAUUAGCAGCUCUCGGCUAUUUUACGCGACAUUUUCUAUCAUUGGUCAUCCAAAAUGCCUAGAAACCACUUUGAGGUGGCUGCUCUUUCAAGCUCUUGAAGAAAUCCUUGGUAACUUGGGUAUAAAAGAAAAGGUCCAGCAUGGGGUGAUCUGAUGGUAAUGCUCAGGCUGAAUGUUGCGUGGAUCACAUGAUAUUGGGAAAUGCGUAGUCCAUUGCUAGUAGUAGUAGUAGUGGCCAUGGCGAUGUCCGUGUACGGUGCUACUUUAGCAUGCGGUCUACCGCAGUAUUCGUAGUCUACCCUGUGAACUGACUAACGUGCGGUCUACUUUUUAUGCUAUAAUUUUUUUUUACCAUCAGCGUAACAACCUAACCUAACCUAACCGCACGCUGAAGUAGCACCCCGUGUACGUUGUAGAGGCAGUGCGGACCUAGUGAUUUCUUUGAAAUUUGCCUAAGUGUUCUGUUCCUCAUUUGAUUUGUGAAAGUCGUCAGGAGAAAGGCUACGUACGUCUCUGUUAAGUCUCUUGAUAAAGACUGACUUUUUGGUCUGGGGAAGGGUGAGGAGACGACAUCGAAGUGAUUCCUUCGUGUAGGUAAUAGCGUCUCCACGAAGUGAACGAAUGCACACAGUGCGCCUGCAUACUGGAGAGAGAGUAAAGGCUGGUGGUCAGCUCUUCGUGAACAGUGAAGUGUGCUGAUCUGUGAAGUACAUGUUUUGUAAAGAGGAAGAACAGCAGCUCAGAUAAGAAGAGUGUGGAACAGGCGAAGAGCAGUGCAAAAGAAGUUAUCUGUAGAAACAGGGUCAGGGCUUAACUCAGCAGCGGGACGUUGAUGGCAAGAGACGAGAACAGCAUAGAAGCGAACUGAUGGUAGUGGUUAGUUUAAUAUGUUUAUUAUGCAUCCCAUACCCAUCCUGUGGGCGUAGUCAAAAGAUUACAGAGGUACAUAAUGGGUCCAGGGACUGGACUCCAAAGUUUUGAUAGCUGAGCAAGUUACAGAGGUAAUGAACUCACAAUUACGAAGGUAAUGAACUCACAAUUUACAAAGGUUAAGAACUCAAUUUACAAAAGUAAUGAACUCCAGGUAGGUCUGGCCACAAUCAUGACAAGUUACAAAGGUAUUUGCAGAUUACAGAGGUACGUAAUGGGUUCAGGGAUGGUAGUGGUGACAGAUAUGUCAGGCAAGUGCAGGAGCUCGGGAGGAAAUUCAGCUAACGGUAGAUUUUUUUUUUUUUUGAGGCUUUAUGGUAGAUUCAUGGUUUAAGGAACCAUUCUUGGAACCUCUUAAGAUUUCUCCGAGUACGUGAUGUACUAGGUCAAACACGUGGUCAGCUGAGAUGUAGGGCGAGCCGCAGGCGAAUUUCAUGAUACCGUUGCCUAGUCUUGUGUACAGUAUCUUGGAGUACAUGGAGCCUCUAUUAGAGGGUGGUCUAGAAACCAGUUUUUCCAGGCAAAUACUGUGACUGUCAGCUACAACCUCUUCAUUUCACCUUUACUCUGAUAUGUAAGAUCCAGCCGCAUGCCUAUGGUUUGUGCUUGAGGAACUGACCACCUCCCACAGAGGGAGACGGACUGAUUACGUCAAGACCACUUCGACUACAAGAUGACGGACUGAUUACGUCAAGACCACUUCGACUACAAGAUUUCACCUGUAUUUCGACUGAAGAAGCCUGAUGUACAGGCGAAAUUUAUAGGCAAUAAAGAUACCCAUUUACUCCAAA
This is a messenger RNA of Cherax quadricarinatus, 5785 nucleotides long. The record is from RefSeq and is a predicted model, not a curated record. Lineage: Eukaryota; Metazoa; Arthropoda; Malacostraca; Decapoda; Parastacidae.